UUUGAUAUCAUAUGACAAACCAGGAAAUAAACUUGUUUUUUCGGUUUUUGUGGCUGCGCUAUGUGGAACAGAAAGAAAUAUUUUUCUUAUUCAGAGAUCAAAGUGCAUUCAUAUAGGCACUGACAGCCGUGCUUGAUCCGUUCACUCUUACUCUUACUUACAUUCAUCAUCAUCAUCAUCUGACUGACCGCAGUGAAUGCACAGAAAUGACUCGGAUAUCGCUGUUUCUUUGUGCCGUAUUUUGCACAUCAUGCAUCGGAGUUAAAUUUACACCGGACUGGACGAGUUUGGACUCCAGACCUCUGCCCAAAUGGUACGACGAGGCGAAGUUCGGCAUCUUUAUUCACUGGGGGGUGUUUUCUGUACCUGGUUUCGGGAGUGAGUGGUUCUGGUGGAACUGGAAGGGCGCCCACAAAGCCAGUUACGUAGACUACAUGCUGAAAAACUAUCCACCAGGAUUCACAUACGCGGAUUUUGCACCUGACUUUCACGCACAGUUUUUUGACCCCGAACAGUGGGCGGAUGUUUUCCUAGCUUCGGGAGCAAAAUACGUGGUCCUUACUUCGAAACACCACGAAGGAUUUACGAAUUGGGGAUCCCCGAAUUCCUGGAACUGGAAUUCGGUUGAUAAUGGACCUCAUAGGGAUCUUGUCGCAGACUUGGGCGAUGCAGUAAGGAAGAGGUCUCUACAUUAUGGACUCUACAGCACUCUAUUCGAGUGGUUCAAUCCCCUCUACCUGAGUGACAAGCAGUCGGGUUUCAAAACCCAAGAGUUUGUUAUAAACAAAGUAAUGCCAGAACUCCACAAUCUGGUCAAUAGGUACAAGCCAGAAUUAAUUUGGUCAGAUGGGGAUUGGGAAGCACCUGACACCUAUUGGAACUCCACAGAAUUUCUAGCUUGGCUUUACAAUGAUAGUCCUGUCAAAGAUGUAGUGGUGACCAAUGACAGAUGGGGGGCGGGCUGUUCCUGUAAACACGGAGGUUAUUACAACUGCGCUGACAAGUUUACCCCGGGGCAGCUUCCCAAACACAAGUGGGAAAAAUGCACAUCAGUGGAUAAUUACUCCUGGGGGUAUCGCCGAAAUAUGAUGUUGGGAGAAUUAAUGGACUUGCCAUCUAUUAUAAAGGACAUGGUCUACACAGUGAGUUUAGGGGGAAAUUACCUGUUGAAUGUAGGGCCGACAGCAGAAGGCAUGAUUCCUCCUGUGUUUGAGGAACGUCUCCGAAGUAUUGGUGACUGGAUGAGAAUCAAUGGAGAAGCCAUCUAUGCAACCGAGCCUUGGAAAGUCCAGACUGAGAAUGCUACUGUACCUGUCUGGUACACUUCAAAAGGCAGCACGGUGUAUGCCAUCUUUACCGCAAAUCCCAAGAAGGAAAUGUUUCAGCUCUCUACACCCAUAACAUCUGACAAAACCGUGGUGACUUUGUUAGGUAACCCUGAGCCGCUGAAAUGGGCUCCUCUGCACACCUCUGGACUCAUUCUUCUCCUGCCAGAUCUGCCUUGUACACCUGCUCAAGCCUGGACCAUCAAACUGGAUGGGGUCAAUUAAACCCCUUCAAUUACAAUGUCAUGAUUUUUAGAUGUUUAACUGAAUCAAAUUUUUACUGCCUUAAUAAACCUGUUUGCUUAAUGAUUGAACAACUGACACAUCCAAACCAAAUAAACUACUUUUUUAAAUGUUUAA
This is a messenger RNA of Misgurnus anguillicaudatus (oriental weatherfish), 1685 nucleotides long. Lineage: Eukaryota; Metazoa; Chordata; Actinopteri; Cypriniformes; Cobitidae. The record is from RefSeq and is a predicted model, not a curated record.